Astyanax mexicanus (Mexican tetra) is the source of this 3197-nucleotide messenger RNA. It is a transcript of the gene trpc7a, whose product is annotated as transient receptor potential cation channel, subfamily C, member 7a. The coding region runs from base 38 to 2755 and encodes 905 amino acids. Gene Ontology annotation, molecular function: inositol 1,4,5 trisphosphate binding; store-operated calcium channel activity; protein binding. The record is from RefSeq and is a predicted model, not a curated record. The transcript is spliced from 13 exons. Gene Ontology annotation, cellular component: membrane; cation channel complex. Lineage: Eukaryota; Metazoa; Chordata; Actinopteri; Characiformes; Acestrorhamphidae. Gene Ontology annotation, biological process: manganese ion transport; regulation of cytosolic calcium ion concentration; calcium ion transmembrane transport.
CAGCUCGUGAGGAGGACAUUGGGGAAGGUAGGAGUCUAUGGUCAGCGUGGCUCGUGCUUCGUGUGCAGGAGAGCGCGAGAUGCUGGCGGCGAACGAGCGCUUCGUGGUGUCUCACGCGGCGCUGUGCGGGAUCCCCCUCAGCGGGACGGAGCUGAUGGCGCUGCACGCGCAGACGGAGGAGGAUGGCGAGAGCGCGCACGAUCACGCGCACCGGCACGCGCAGCACACGUUUGAAGCCAUGCAGCGGAGACACACCACCCUGAGAGAGAAGGGCCGCAGAGGCCCGGCCUACAUGUUCAGUGAGCGAGGGACCAGCCUCACCGCAGAGGAGGAGCGCUUCCUGGACGCUGCAGAAUACGGCAACAUCCCUGUGGUGCGCAAGAUGCUGGAGGAGUCCAAGACCCUCAACGUGAACUGCAUGGACUACAUGGGCCAGAACGCCCUGCAGCUCGCAGUGGGCAACGAGCACCUGGAGGUGACGGAGCUGCUGCUGAAGACGGAGGGGCUGGCGCGGAUAGGGGACGCCCUGCUCCUGGCCAUCAGCAAGGGGUACGUCCGCAUUGUGGAGGCCAUCCUGGCGCAUCCGGCCUUCGAAGGUGGUCUACGCUUUGCCCACAGCCCGCUGGAGCAGGAGCCACGGGAAGAUGACUUCUAUGCAUACGAUGAGGACGGAACUCGCUUCUCUCAGGAUGUUACACCUGUCAUUCUUGCUGCACACUGCCAGGAGUACGAGAUUGUGCACAUACUGCUGCUAAAGGGAGCCCGCAUCGAGAAGCCACACGACCACUUCUGUAAGUGCAGUGAGUGUAUGGAGAGUCAGAAGCAGGACUCCUUCAGCCACUCACGCUCCAGGAUGAACGCCUACAAAGGACUAGCCAGUGCUGCCUACCUCUCACUGUCCAGCGAAGACCCGGUGCUUACGGCCUUGGAGCUCAGCAACGAGCUCUCCCAGCUGGCCAACAUCGAAACUGAGUUUAAGAAUGACUACAGGAAGCUCUCUAUGCAGUGUAAAGACUUUGUGGUUGGGGUGCUGGACCUGUGCCGGAACACAGAGGAGGUUGAGGCUAUUCUGAAUGGUGAUGUGGACCAUAACACGCCGAGGGAGCACAACAGGCCCUGCCUUAGCCGUGUAAAACUGGCUAUCAAAUACGAGGUGAAAAAGUUUGUGGCUCAUCCGAACUGUCAGCAGCAGCUCCUGACCCUGUGGUAUGAGAACUUGUCUGGCUUGAGGCAACAGCCUAUUGGAGUGAAAUGUUUAACGGUGCUGGGUGUGAUGGUGGGCCUACCUUUCCUGGCAAUUGCAUACUGGAUCAUGCCCUACAGCAAAGUGGGUCAGGUUCUUCGCAGUCCAUUCAUGAAGUUUGUAGCCCACGCUGUCUCCUUCACUACUUUCCUGGGGCUGCUAGUGCUCAAUGCCUCCGAUCGCUUUUUAGGAGUAAAAAAUCUACCCAAUGAGACAAUCACCGACCACCCGCGCCAAGUGUUCCGCGUCAAGACCACACAGUUCUCCUGGACGGAGAUGCUUAUUAUGAAAUGGGUGCUUGGAAUGAUCUGGUCAGAAUGUAAGGAGAUCUGGGAGGAUGGACCUCGGGAGUACAUACUGCACCUGUGGAACAUCCUGGACUUUGGCAUGCUGUCCAUCUUCAUAGCAUCGUACACGGCAAGACUUAUGGCAUUUCUGCGGGCUUCUAACGCACAGCUGUAUGUCGACCUGUAUGUGACGACCUCUGACCUGAGUAAUGCCACUCUUCCUGAAGAGGUGGCCUACUUCACUUAUGCAAGGAACCGAUGGCUGCCCUCGGACCCCCAGCUCAUCUCUGAGGGUCUGUACUCCAUCGCUGUGGUCCUGAGCUUCUCUCGCAUUGCCUACAUCCUGCCUGCCAACGAAAGUUUCGGACCCUUGCAGAUCUCCCUGGGCCGAACCGUGAAGGACAUUUUCAAGUUCAUGGUCAUCUUCAUCAUGGUCUUUCUUGCUUUCAUGAUUGGCAUGUUUAACCUCUACUCGUACUACCUGGGAGCGAAGUACAACCCUGCUUUUACCACGGUCGAGGAAAGCUUCAAGACGUUGUUCUGGUCCAUCUUUGGUCUGAGUGAGGUUAUCUCUGUGGUGCUGAAGUACGAUCAUAAGUUCAUUGAGAACAUCGGUUAUGUUCUGUAUGGAGUCUACAACGUCACCAUGGUCAUUGUUCUGCUCAACAUGCUGAUUGCAAUGAUAAACCACUCUUACCAGGAGAUUGAGGAGGAUGCCGAUGUUGAGUGGAAGUUUGCCCGUGCCAAGCUGUGGCUGUCUUACUUCGAUGAGGGCAGGACCCUCCCUCCUCCGUUCAAUCUGGUGCCCAGCCCCAAGUCCUUCUAUUACAUGGCCUUAAGGACCAGAGCCUGUCUCGUCAGACAAUGCAAGGCCAGGGGCCGUCGUCAUGGCAGCCAGCGAGACAUGGACAUCCCCGGUUCCCGGACUAAGCUCCACAGGUUCCGUUCUUACCACGCUCAAGAUGAAUACACAGUGAAAAAUCCCAUCAAACAUCCGACGAGAUACCAGAAGCUUAUGAAGCGCCUCAUCAAGCGGUAUGUCCUGAAGGCUCAAACUGACAGUGAAAAUGAUGAAAUCAAUGAAGGUGAGCUGAAGGAGAUAAAGCAGGACAUCUCCAGCCUCCGCUAUGAGCUCCUAGAAGAGAAAUCUCAGGCCACGGAGGAACUUGCUGACCUUAUCCAGCAGUUGGGUGACAGACUCAGUAAAUCCACCAAGAAGCCCUGAAGAACUCUCUGUUCUCUGCAUCGCUGAUACCAACCUUUCAGCCCAGAUGCUGCAGGCUAUGUUCUAGCUAGUGCCUCUAAAAUUCUGAGACUGUCUUCGUCUCAAACUACAGCUGACCUUCGUCCAUAUGCCUGUUUCCUGCAACUCUCCUAUGCAGCGUAGCCUUUUUAAACACUUGGGACCAGUUCCCCAGAACAGUUUAGGAUUAACCCAUGGUCAGAAUACAUGGUUAGAAUUCGUAAAGACUAUAUUUCGGCAUUGACUUGAGAAAUAAGUUAUUGGCUUAGUACACUGUAUUUAGAUUAACAAUAUACAUUUGCAAAGAGUUUUUUGACACUAGUCAAACUUACAUAUAUAUUUAUUGCAUUGUAGUUUGUGUUUAAUUUUUUUGAAGCAGGAAAACAAGUCUUAGAAAAGAAUUAUAUAUUAAUCAAGUAUACAA